AUGAAACACAGCAUCAUUGCUGUGGGCCUCUUCUUAACGACUCUUAUCGCUUAUAUAAACGGUGCUUGUCCGCUUAUAUCCUACACACCUCAACCGAAUUGCAUUGCUUCCAACUCGAAAGAACAAGUUGUUCGCAUUGUUCCCGGCUUCCAAACAUCGAUGGAUUUGAUCUGUUCAGCCGCAAAUGCAUGUUCAAUCAAGUUGUAUAUCACGGAAUCAUUUCGCCUCAGUACAUCUGGCCUGCAGAAUGUUGUAUAUGAACCUUCACCGCACAGCAAUCAUCUAGUUGGCUCUGCCAUAGAUAUGAAUACGGUCUCUGCUAACGGACGUCUGUGCAAUUCUGCCUGUUUAAAUCAAACAACAAAAUGGUCAUCAGAUGUAAGCUGUUUUAUCGGUAAAAUCCGUACAUCGCCACCAUUAAGGUAUGGAGGUGAUUUUAACACAGAGACAAAAGAUUGGGUACAUAUUGAUUCGGGACCAUUUUAUCAAACAGAUCCAACAGGUUACAUGACGCUAUACAAUCAAAUUCGUCAAGAAUGCUUUGGUGGUACCACUCGAACACCAAUUACAACAUCUGCCACUACACCUAAACUUCCUGUGACACAACGACCACCGCAGCCUCCUGUGACACAACGAACACCUGUAACCAGACCAGGGUCAACACCUACUCCAUCACCUAAUGAAUCGCCACAACCUAUACCUUCAACAACACCAGUACCAGUACCAGAACCUAUACCUUCAACAACACCAGUACCAGUACCAGAACCUAUGCCUUCAACAACACCAGUACCACAGCCUGAAUCUACUUCUCCCCCAGAACCAGAACCGGAUCCAGAACCAGAACCGCAACCGGAUCCAGAACCAGAACCAGAACCGCAACCGGAUCCAGAACCAGAACCAGAACCAGAACCGCAACCGGAUCCAGAACCGCAGCCGGAUCCAGAACCACAACCGGAACCUGAUCCAGCACCAGAUCCUGAUCCAUACGGUGGAGGUGAUUAUGGUGGUGGUGAUUAUAGUGUUGGCGGUGGUGAUUAUGGUGGUGGUGGAGGUAAUUAUGGUGGUGGUGGAGGUGAUUAUGGUGAACGAAAAAGGCGACGUCGGUCGGUUGGAUACAAACGAAUGUUGCGCAAGGCAUUGAGUGAAUAUCGUUUCAAACGAGAUCGUACCAAUAUCGUUUGA
Messenger RNA from Adineta steineri, 1182 nucleotides. The record is from the annotation of a GenBank genome assembly. NCBI's taxonomy places the organism in Eukaryota, Metazoa, Rotifera, Eurotatoria, Adinetida, Adinetidae.